AUGGCCUUGAGGAACCACAGCUCCAUCACUGAGUUUAUCCUCAUUGGGCUGUCUGACGACCCCUGCAUCGAGGCUCUGCUCUCUGUGCUCUUCCUGGUGAUUUACCUCCUGACCCUGAUGGGGAACCUGAUGCUGCUGCUGGUUAUCAGGACUGACUCCCACCUCCACACACCCAUGUACUUCUUCUUGAGUAACCUAUCACUCGUGGACCUCUGCUUCUCUUCUGCCACUGUGCCCAAGCUACUGAAGGACCUCCUGUCUGAGAAGAAAACCAUCUCUGUAGAGGGCUGUCUGGCCCAGGUCUUCUUCAUGUUUAUCGCUCCAGGGACUGAAGCCUGUCUGCUCUCUGCCAUGGCUUAUGACCGCUAUGCCGCCAUCUGCCACCCACUGCUCUAUGGCCAGGUGAUGAGCAACCAGCUCUGUGUGAGGCUGGUGUUGAUCUCGUGGGGCCUGGGCUCUCUUGAUGCAGUCAUCAUUGUGCUCUUGGCUAUUAACCUGGACUUCUGUGAUGCCCAAACCAUACACCACUACACCUGUGAGCUGCCCUCCCUCUUGCCUCUCUCUUGCUCUGAUAUCUCCAUCAAUAUCUAUAUCUUGACCUGCUCGAUCUUAUUGCAUGGGUUUGGAACUUUCCUCCCAAUAAUCUUCUCUUAUGCUCAUAUUGUUUCCACCAUCCUGAGCAUCAGCUCCACCACAGGCAAAAGCAAGGCCUUCUCCACCUGCUCCUCCCACCUCAUUGCAGUGAUCCUGUUCUUUGGCUCUGGUAUGCUUCGCUAUCUCAUGCCUCCCUCUGGUUUCUUCCUUGAUUUACUCUUCUCCAUACAGUAUAGUGUGAUCACGCCCAUGCUGAAUCCCCUCAUCUACAGCCUCAAAAGUAAUGAAGUAAAGACAGCUGUGAAAAGAACAGUGAGAAUAUAUUUGCAAUAUUUCACGUAG
Messenger RNA from Hippopotamus amphibius kiboko, 936 nucleotides. RefSeq names its product olfactory receptor 8S1-like. The record is from RefSeq and is a predicted model, not a curated record. Gene Ontology annotation, molecular function: G protein-coupled receptor activity; olfactory receptor activity. The transcript has a single exon. Gene Ontology annotation, biological process: G protein-coupled receptor signaling pathway. The coding region runs from base 1 to 936 and encodes 311 amino acids. Gene Ontology annotation, cellular component: membrane. Lineage: Eukaryota; Metazoa; Chordata; Mammalia; Artiodactyla; Hippopotamidae.